AUGGUGAUGCCCCCAUCCCAGGCAGCCUGCCCUGUCCACCAGGACACCUCCUCCCUGAAGACCUCCAGGGUGAGCAACUGGAGGCACAGCACUGCCCUGGUGUCCAAAGCACUGGCCUGGCCGCACACUCAGUACCAGCAGAACGACAGAGGCCGCGCAGGGCAUGAAGAGAAUCCCCCUGUGUGCCCCACGCCGGCAAGAGAGGACGGCACAGUGCCCUCCUGUUCACCCUCCUGCGUGGGCCCGCGGCACGAUGGCCAGGGUGCUCCCCGGCACGAGCACGAGCCCCGAGGACCGGCUCUGGGGCCCGCGUCCACCAGGGAGGCCCGGGUCCUGAGUGCCGCCGGGGAUCCUGAGGCGCAACGGCCCGGAGCCCCAUCAGCCCCCAUGCAGGGCCGAUACGCUGCCCGGCGCUCGCUGCCGCCCACCCCACCAGCACUCCCGGAGUCCCUGCCCAGCCAGGCCCCAGGCUGGGGCUCAGCGGCGGCCCGGGAGGCUGAGGACCCGGUCCUCAAGGCGCUGGUGGACAGGAGCACAGCCAGCCCUCGGGCCUCAAAGGCAGCCGUGGGCGAGCGACGCCCGUGCUUCACAGGAGCGGCCGUGCUUUCCACGGUCCCGUGCUCCAGCCACGUGGGCCCCAAGCACCGGCCCUGGGGGCAAGCGUCGUACCGGCUCAGUUCAGCCUGGGACGGGCAGCAUUCAGAAAAGCCACACAGCCACACCAUGGCCGACAGGACCUCCUCAGCCAGGUCCCAGAACCCCAGAAUCUCCUCCCACAUCUCUGAAUCCACGAAGAACCAGUCUUACAUAAACGUGCCUCAGGAUUCGACCCGCGGGGACACGGGGCGCCCCGCCACCACCCUGCUCUGCAAGUCACGGAGCAGCCAGGGCCUGGUGCCCAAGGAGCACAAGACACUCAUGGAGGAAGCCCACAGCGCAGCCAUCUGCUUCAAGAUGCUCCGGGACCUGAAUAGUUCAGAACCCCUCCACCUGAAGUACAUCAUCAAGAAAAUCAAGAACGUGGCUCACGGGGACCCCAACCUGGUGCCGGAAACCAUCCAUGACUACUUUGUAGACAACCUGGAGAUCUCCGCCUGGCACAAGUUCUGGCUCUUCCACGUCCUGGAGGCUGUCAUUGGAGCCAGUGAGUCCCUGGAGGAGACCUGGGAAAAGACCUUCAUGCAGCUGGCCCUGGAGAACAUGACCAAGACCACGGAGCUGGAGGAGGCCCACCGGGACGCGGCCAGCAACGUGCUGGUGGCCAUCUGCAGGCACGUGUGGCGGCUGGUGGCCCGGCACCUGGAGACCGAGGUCCUGUCGGGCGUCUUCCCGCCCCGCAGCCUCCUCUACGUGAUGGGCGUCCUGACCUCUAACGAGGAGCUCUUCAAGGAGGGAGAGAAAGCUUGCUGGGAAGAGCAGCUGGCCCAGAUGGCCGUCAAGCCAGUCCAGUUUCUGAACACAGAAGUGUGGUCCAAGGAGCUGCUGGGGGUACUCAGCAAGCCCGACCGGACACAUCAGGAGCAACCCCUGGAGAAGGCCUUCCUGCUCAUCUACUCUGGGCUGAUCCUUCAAGCCGAGGAGAACAGCACCACGGUCAGGACACACCUGAGAACCCUCCUGGAAACGUCCCACCAGUGGCCCAAGCAGAGAGAGGGGAGGAGCUCUCACUGUGGGGCUGCCGCAGCCCGCCACCUGGACCACGUCUGGGCCGUCCUGGAGCAGUUUGGCCGGAGCACGCCCGUCAAGUGGAGACUGCACAGCUUCUCCCCGAAGGACGAAACCCUGAAGCAGAGCUUCCUCACGGCCAUCCUCAUGCUGGUGGGGGCUGUCAGCCGCAACGAGGGCACCCAAAGCUACGAGCUCUCCCAGGUCUCUGAGCUCUUCGAGUGUCUGAUGCUUCUGAUGGAGAAGCAGCCCCAGGACAUGCUGUGCACGUCGACUCGCCAACAGGCCAUCCACAUCAUCUCCAGCCUCUGCAAGAUGAGGCCGCCCCUGGCCUUGGAGAAGAGAUCUCGGCUUCUGUCCAUCAGCCUCCACAGCGUGUUGUCCUUGCCGCAGCUGGAAGUCCUGGAGAAACACACCUGCCUCCUUCUGGAGCCGCGCAGCACACAGCCCGGCCUGGGGAGUGUGCAGGAAGUGGGCACCACUGGCCCUGAGAGGCCAAUGCACGCAGGCCCCUCGGGAGGCCUCAGGCCUCCCUUCAUCCCACCGGGGCUUGGCCGCCACCUGAGCUGCUCCACGUCCCUGCGCAGACUCUGCAACAAGACCUCGGAGGCCCUGGACCAGAUGCUGCAGAGCUUCAUCGUGCAGAACCCCACGGCCGACGAGCUGCACUUCCUGCUGUCGAUGAGGGCGCACAUGUACGUCUGGCUGGCGUCAGAGAAGGCACACGAGCGGCAGCGGGCUAUACACAGCUGCAUGGCCCUCCUCAAAUUCCUGAGCCACAACUACCUGGACCCAAAAGAGGACUUCAGACGGAUUGGGCAGCUGGUGGGCAUGCUGGGUAUCCUGUGCCAGGACCCAGACAAGGCCACCCAGUGCUCCAGCCUGGAAGGGGUGGGCCAUCUCUACAAACUCCUGAUGCGCCACAGAGCAGGGGAAGCCUCGCAGGUGCAAGCACCGUCCCCCGAGCAGCUUUCCCAGGCCAGCGCGGAUGGAGCCCCACUCUGGAGCGGUAGGGACCAGAAGGCCGCCCCCCCCCCCCCGCAGCCCCUGGGAGAAGGCGCUCUCGAAGGACUGACCGCCUCCAUCCCGCUGCUACAGGAGAUCAUGAAGCAUCUCACGAUGGCAGAGCUGCCCAACCUCAUCUGGACGGCUGCGGACAGCCUGGGCUCCACCAGCCCCUUCCGCGGGCAGGCGGCCGCCGACACGCUGCUCACUGCCAUCCAGGAGCACGGGGCCAAGCUGCAGAGACCCCGUGCCUUCCGGCUGUGGAAGGCCCUGGGGGCCGAGCAGCUGAGCUGCCUGGUGCUGGUCGAGCUGCUGGCCUGGGCGCUGGAGCGGCCCCUACGCACCAGGACCAGUGACGGCAGCCCCCGGCCCACGGAGAAGGCCUACCUGCGCUCCAUGGCCGCCAUGAACACGCUGCAUGAGCUGCAGUUCGCCCGAGAGUUCAAGAAGGCCGUGCAGGAGGCCUACCCCAAGCUCUUCCUGGCCCUCCUCACCCAGAUGCACUACAUCUUGGAGCUGAACCUGCCCAAGGAGCCCCAGCCCGGCCAGGAGGCCCAGGAGGCAGCCGUGCCCAGUGCCCGGAGCUGCACCACGUCGCUGGGGGCACCGCAGGGCCUGCUGCCCGCCGCCGGACACUGGCAGGACUUCGCCCACCUGGAGCUGCAGGGAGCCUGGGACCUCUUCGCCGCCACCCACACCGACCCGCAGGGCGUGGGCCUCCCCGCCAGGGCCACGGUGCAGAACCGCUGCAAGCAAGUCAAGGCGCUGAAUCAGCUGCUACCCCACCUGCGGAGCCAGGAGGAGCGGGGGAGGAAGGCAGCCAUCACCAUCCUCACGGGGUUCCUCUACAGCCCUGCCCUGCUGGAGGUGCUCCCCAAACAGGCCGCCCUGACCAUGCUGGCCCGAAGCCUCAGGGACCCCAGCCCCGAGGUCCGCGUGCUGAGACUCCAGGGCCUGGGAAACAUCCUCUUCCACCCAGAGAAGGGACACCUGCUCCGUGGACUGCCGCCGCCCUUCCUCGACGGCUUCUUCCACAGCAGCGAGCCGGUGGUGGUGCGCGUCAUGGGCCCCGUGUCGGACGUGCUGCACCGCCUGGGCGCACACAGCACAGAGGCCCAGAGCCUUGGCAUCGCCAUCAACGCCCGCUCCUUCUCCGACGACGAGCGGGAUGGAAUCCGGGCAGCGGCCAUGGCACUGUCCGGGGAGCCGGUGGCGUCAAUGACAGGCAGAAAGCAAAGUGGCCUGAGAACCCAGGUGCACCAGAGCAUGGUGGCCCUGCUCCUGCACCUGAAGGACAGCUGCCGGGCCGUCGUCACGCAGGCCAAGCUCGCCUUCCACCGCGGCUCAGUGCUGCCCCGAUGGCGGCGGCGGCGCACCCUCUCCUGCACGCCGGCCUGGGAGGCGAGCCUCAGCGCCCGCCACGUCCCCCGGAGCCGCCUGAUGAGCCACAGCCAGGAGGGUCUCAGCAUCCACUUGGCACAGGCCCCCAGCUACCUGCACAGCCGCCGUCGUCACAUCAAGACCUGGGCAUGGGUGCUCUUCAUGGGUUAUACCACCUGCCACCACCCCCAGGCCGUGUCCCAGAUGGUCAAGGACAUGGACACGAAGCUGCUGUUCUGCACUUUUGAGGAUCUUAAGAAUGACCCAGAGCCCGGCAUCCAAGAACUUGCCACCAGGCAGUCCUCCUUCCUUCAGCAGAUGGCAGCCAGACCGCGGUGA
Molecule: messenger RNA, 4389 nt
Organism: Balaenoptera musculus (blue whale)
Lineage: Eukaryota; Metazoa; Chordata; Mammalia; Artiodactyla; Balaenopteridae
Product: maestro heat-like repeat family member 5
Cellular component (GO): cytoplasm
Source: RefSeq, a predicted model, not a curated record